Molecule: messenger RNA, 2548 nt
Organism: Jatropha curcas
Lineage: Eukaryota; Viridiplantae; Streptophyta; Magnoliopsida; Malpighiales; Euphorbiaceae
Gene: ORG1
Product: OBP3-responsive protein 1
Biological process (GO): protein phosphorylation
Molecular function (GO): ATP binding; protein kinase activity
Source: RefSeq, a predicted model, not a curated record
UGUAACAGCAGACAAACCACCAGCGACCCGCAGAUUUCAAGGGAGAGAAGAGGAGAGAUAUUUGCCGAGACCGACGUAGACACGAGCUAACCCAUGGCGGAAAAGCCCCGAGCGUACUCUCUCACGCAACUGUCACACGCUCCUUUCUCUAUUUACACGCUUCUAUCUUCUUCUUCGCCUUCUGUCCCUCUUUUCACCAUUUCCUCUUCUUGAUUCUCUUCCUGUCCCUUUUUCUGUUUCUCCUUCUAAGUUCAAAACCAUCUAUCUGUCUCUCUAUUCCUGAGCUUCUGAAUUGAUGGCGAUGCGUGGAGCUGGUUUGACCACUAGCCCGGACUGUGUUGAAGUGAAAUGUUUUAGUGAAAAUUUGUCGACAAGACUGAUUAGGCCUAGUUCCAUCAUACGUGUAAAGCGCAGCUCUGCUAUUUCUUAUAGAAGAAGAGAAUUCUGGAAAGUGAGAUGCUCAUUGUCGAGUAAAGCUGUGUCCCCACUGGAAUCAGAAGACAAUGCAAGCGAUGCUUUAACGGAUUCCAUGGAGGAAGAAUCAGGGCAUGUUAUUAGGUUCAAGAUGUCUGAUUUUAAACUACUUGAUCGUAUCAGUACUGGCCUUGGUGGACGGUCGGAUGAGGUAGUUUAUGAAGCUAUAGUGAAGGAUUCUAAUAGCCCUUUGUAUAACACGAGAGUUGUGCUUCGACAAUUUUUAAGUGCACAAGCUCAGCGCAGAGGAAAGCGAGCAAUAGAGGUUUUGAAGAAGCUGGUCCGUCGCAGACUUCUUUACCAUUCCUAUUCAAUGCAAGUCCAUGGUUAUGUUUGUUCAUCUGCAUCUAGUGGCCUUGACUUGUUUACCUUGGUUCAUGGGUAUCAUGGAAGUUUUUCCUUAAGACAUUGGCUUCAACAGUCAGAUUGGCUUCCUACCCUGGAAGUUACUCUUGCAUUGGAUGAGGAAUCUGUCAAGAGGGUGGGAGAUGAUACAGUUGGAGGACCGGCAGUCUCUCGCCAGUUGCGAAUCAUACGUAUAUUGAUGAGGGAUCUUUUGAUCGGAGUGAAUUAUUUGCACAGUCAUGGACUAGCCCACACAGAGUUGAGGCUGGAGAAUGUUCAUAUAAGCCCAGUUGAUAGACAUAUUAAAGUAGGGAUACUUGGGAAUGCGGCUGACUUUUAUGAGGAUGGUCCAAACAGUAAUUCACUGGACAACUCCAUGGACCGGCGACAGAUGAUGAUUGCAUUUGAUAUGAGAUGUGUUGGAUUCAUGAUGGCAAAAAUGGUGCUACGAGAACUCAUGGAUCCCUUAAUCUUUGCAAGGUUUAAAUCAUUCCUCAUAAAGGGAAAUGACCCUUCAUGCUUGCGGGAAUUUCUAUUGCAAACACUGAGUAGGAAUUCUUCAUCUGGUAGUGUUGGACUCCAGAUACUCGAUCGGAAUUGGGGUGCAGGAUGGAACCUUCUGUCCCUAUUACUUGCAACCAAACCUUCAGAAAGAAUAAGUUGUUUGGAUGCUCUGAGACACCCAUUUUUGUGUGGACCUAGAUGGCGGGUUGUCCCGUCCAUGGAUAUCAUUAGAUGGGGCCUUGGUUCCACUGCAGCACGCAUUUCAGAAGAAUACAUUUACAGCCAGCCUCAGCGUAAUAGGCUUGCCUACUUCAUUGAAUUGAUGGAGAUGCUGAAUCCUCAUUCAAAGCCAAAGAAUUGGUUGGAGUUGCUGCCAGGAAAAUGGCGCUUGUUAUACUGUACAGGGAGACACAUAGGCUUAACCCUUCGUCAGCCUUCUGCUCGUGUCCUCAUUGGAGAUGCUAAUCUAACUAUUUCAAGAGCAUCAAAGUCAGAGACUAGCCUUUCGUUUGCAUCUGAUGUUGGCUUCACAGUCAUGGUUGGUCAUGAUUGGCCGCAUGACAAGACUGGCGUAGUUGGGAAAUUAGAAAUAGACUCUGUAUUCAGAUUAACAUCAGGGAAACGGUUAUAUCUCAAGAAAGAAAAGACAACUGAAAAAUUCUCAUUUGGAGAGUCAAGCAAUUUGGAUUCUCUGUUUCAGAAACAAACAGGUAGAAAAUGGAGGAAAGCAAUUCCUUUUAAGGAGUUCCCAUCAAGCCUUCCAGUGGCCAAGCUUGUUUCAGGAGACAUAGAGGUGACAAUGAAUCUCGGAGACCCAUUAAAUCAAAAUGUUGUUACUGCAAGAAAUAUAAUUCAAGAAGUUCGCACACAAAUACCUCCAGAAAUGUUUGAUCUGUCAAAGCUUGUAUGUGGGACAUAUGUGGACUCGAGGCUUCUAGUUCUUCGCGGGAUGAAUGGGUCAGCUCUGCUGUUUACAAGGUCUUGUUUUGAUGAAAAAAUGUAGAUAAAGAUAACAAUUGCCGUUUUGGAAAGUGUAAUAAUCUGUGUUAUAUUGUCUGAUUGUACAGUCUGUAAACAGGUUUCUUAUCUGAUUCAAGGUAUGUAAAGCUAAUUCCUUUCUGGAACAGACUGUAUAGGAUCGAUGUUUAGUGUAUCCCGUGAGAUGCCUUAUACCAUAUUUAUAUUUUCUUAAAGAAAAAGUGUGAAAUUAUAAUAUUUCUGUAAA